This is a messenger RNA of Pseudocercospora fijiensis CIRAD86, 711 nucleotides long. RefSeq lists its product as uncharacterized. The record is from RefSeq and is a predicted model, not a curated record. The transcript has 2 exons. Lineage: Eukaryota; Fungi; Ascomycota; Dothideomycetes; Mycosphaerellales; Mycosphaerellaceae. Bases 1 to 711 code for a protein of 236 amino acids.
AUGAAAGACCUCAAGAACCUUCUCGCUCUGCUGAGCAUCGGCGUACUGUCGACUGCAGAAGCUCAGAGUUACUGCCAGGAAUUCAACAUCCCUCAGUGGCAAUGCGAUGUCUGCGGAGGCGAGAUCUCCAGCACCGGUCCAGUCCAAUGCUCGCCGCUCAAUGCCACAUUCGAUGAAAUCCAGGCUGGCCAGCCUGUAGGGAUCUACAAGUCUGCCAAAUGGCAAGGCUUCACUGUUGUUGCAGGCGGGCCAUCACCGCUGCCACACGUCGAGCCAUUCUCCAAGCCGAACGACGCCAGUGUCGGCGCUGGGAAAUCAGGAAUCGUUACCUUUGGAUACUCGGACGGUGUUGCCCCCGGUCCACCAGCACAGUACCCAUUCGGCAAUCUGUACUCCUUCCACUAUGGUUGCACGGUGCGCAAUUCCUCAGCGCUCGCACCCCAGGCCGUCCCUGGAGACUGCAAGAUCACCGUGAAGGCACAGUGUAAGCCAACCGGAGAUCUUAUUGAUGGCCAGACUCAGGAGUUCGACUACGAUGUCACCUAUAUCCCGAACAUGAACAAUAGCAUGAGCUUCCACCAAGGCGAUCCGGCCCGAGAUGCAGGAUACGCAUGCUCGAACUACACAUUCUCGGCGGUGGACCUGCUAAAUUUGCCUGUUCCGGAUCUCUUGGUUGAUUCUGUCCUCUACCGCACGCUGCGUGAUCGUUGA